Molecule: messenger RNA, 10067 nt
Organism: Meriones unguiculatus (Mongolian gerbil)
Lineage: Eukaryota; Metazoa; Chordata; Mammalia; Rodentia; Muridae
Gene: Unc5c
Product: unc-5 netrin receptor C
Exons: 18
Coding region: 770-3685 (971 amino acids)
Biological process (GO): netrin-activated signaling pathway
Cellular component (GO): membrane
Molecular function (GO): protein binding; netrin receptor activity
Source: RefSeq, a predicted model, not a curated record
AGUCUGGCGCCCGGCGGGAUGCUGCGCUGCCCCUGGCCGCGGUUGCUUCUGCCCCCAGGUGUCCCUUGUCAGCGCUGGAGCGAGUGAGCGAGCGAACCCUGCGGACUCCACCUUCCGCGCGAGGCGUGGAUCUCGCUCCAUCCCCGCUUACAUAAGGCGGGCGGGCGGGCGAGCGCGCUCCCGCCGUCGCUUUCCCCUCGCGCGGAGUGGGGCCGCGCCCUCCACGCCUCCUCUGCCAGCGCCUCCCAGGACCCCCCCCCCGCUCGCCCCACUCCGGGAGGCGACCGUCGCCGGACCGUCGGCGGGCGAGCGGAAGCUGGGGCGUCUCUCUCGGGCGCACGGGAGCGCCUCGGCCGCUCGCCUCUCCUCCCGCUCCUGCUACCACCCCUCCCCGCCGCCCGUGCGAUCCCCCGCGGGCCCGGGGACCCGAGAGCAGCGCCCGCUCGGCUGGCGGUGGAGCUGCGGGAGAGCCGCGGUGGUGGCCGCGCUGCGCCUCCCUGCACCUCCCUAUUGGGGGCAGAGCACUCGCAGGCGGGAGACGUCAGUGGCUAGGCGCAGUGGACGAGGGACCUUCAAACUCCUCCUCGGAGGCUCCUCUCCACCCCCUUUGGCCCCUGCCCUUGGAGAAAGUGGAGAGUGGUGCUCUGGGCUGCUGUUAUUUCUCAGGACUGCCUGGCGGUGGCCGGAUUCAGCCUUCUGCCCGGCGGGGCUUUCUGCUGUUUGUGCGUCUCCUGGUGGCGUUUCCCUUCCCCGCACACCUCUGCCGACGAUGAGGAAAGGUCUGAGGGCGACAGCGGCCCGCUGCGGACUGGGACUAGGAUACGUGCUGCAGAUGCUUGUGUUACCUGCCCUGGCCCUGCUCAGCGCCAGCGGCACCGGCUCGGCCGCUCAAGUUAUGCCCCCUUAUUGGGAAACAGUGCAAACAUCCUCUCUUCAUGGAAGGUCCAUCAGCCAUGACGAUGACUUCUUUCAUGAACUCCCAGAAACCUUUCCAUCUGACCCACCCGAGCCAUUGCCGCACUUCCUCAUUGAGCCGGAGGAAGCGUACAUCGUGAAGAACAAGCCUGUGAACCUGUACUGUAAAGCCAGCCCCGCCACCCAGAUCUACUUCAAGUGCAACAGCGAGUGGGUUCAUCAGAAGGACCACGUGGUAGAUGAGAGAGUUGAUGAAAACUCUGGUCUCAUUGUGAGGGAAGUGAGCAUUGAGAUUUCGCGGCAGCAGGUGGAGGAACUGUUUGGGCCUGAAGAUUACUGGUGCCAGUGUGUGGCCUGGAGUUCGGCAGGCACCACGAAGAGUCGGAAGGCAUACGUGCGCAUCGCCUAUCUACGGAAGACAUUUGAGCAGGAACCCUUGGGAAAGGAAGUGUCCCUGGAACAGGAAGUCUUACUCCAGUGUCGGCCACCUGAAGGGAUCCCAGUGGCUGAGGUGGAGUGGCUAAAGAAUGAGGACAUAAUUGAUCCUGUUGAAGAUCGGAAUUUUUAUAUUACUAUCGAUCACAACCUGAUCAUCAAGCAGGCCCGGCUCUCAGACACGGCAAAUUAUACCUGUGUUGCCAAAAACAUUGUUGCUAAGAGGAAAAGCACCACAGCCACUGUCAUCGUGUAUGUUAAUGGGGGCUGGUCCACCUGGACAGAGUGGUCUGUGUGUAACAGCCGCUGUGGGCGAGGAUAUCAGAAACGCACUAGAACAUGCACCAACCCAGCCCCACUCAAUGGAGGGGCCUUCUGUGAGGGCCAGAGCGUGCAGAAAAUUGCAUGUACCACAUUGUGCCCAGUGGAUGGCAGGUGGACCUCCUGGAGUAAAUGGUCGACCUGUGGAACUGAAUGCACCCAUUGGCGCAGGAGGGAGUGUACUGCACCAGCCCCCAAGAAUGGAGGCAAAGACUGUGAUGGCCUGGUCCUGCAAUCCAAGAACUGCACUGAUGGGCUAUGCAUGCAGGGAUUCAUUUAUCCCAUUUCAACUGAACACAGAACCCAGAAUGAAUAUGGAUUUUCUUCUGCUCCUGACUCAGAUGAUGUUGCUCUGUAUGUAGGGAUUGUGAUAGCUGUGACUGUUUGUCUUGCAAUCACUGUUGUGGUGGCCCUGUUUGUGUAUCGGAAGAACCACCGUGACUUUGAGUCUGACAUCAUUGACUCCUCAGCACUCAAUGGAGGCUUUCAGCCUGUGAACAUCAAGACUGCCAGACAAGAUCUCCUGGCAGUGCCCCCAGACCUCACCUCAGCUGCAGCCAUGUACAGAGGACCAGUCUACGCUCUGCAUGAUGUCUCAGACAAAAUCCCAAUGACCAAUUCUCCAAUUCUGGACCCACUACCAAACUUGAAAAUCAAAGUGUAUAAUACCUCAGGUGCUGUCACUCCCCAGGAUGACCUCUCUGAGUUCACAUCCAAGCUGUCGCCACAGAUGACCCAAUCCUUGCUAGAGAAUGAGGCCCUUAACCUGAAGAAUCAGAGUCUUGCGAGACAGACUGACCCAUCCUGCACAGCCUUUGGCACCUUCAACUCCCUUGGAGGUCACCUCAUCAUCCCUAACUCAGGAGUAAGCUUGCUGAUUCCCGCUGGGGCCAUUCCCCAAGGGAGAGUCUAUGAAAUGUAUGUGACCGUGCACAGGAAAGAAAAUAUGAGACCUCCCAUGGAAGACUCACAGACCCUCCUGACCCCUGUGGUGAGCUGUGGGCCUCCUGGAGCUCUCUUGACGCGCCCUGUCAUCCUCACUCUGCAUCACUGUGCAGACCCAAACACCGAGGACUGGAAGAUCCAGCUUAAAAACCAAGCAGUUCAGGGACAAUGGGAGGAUGUGGUGGUGGUUGGAGAGGAAAACUUCACAACCCCCUGUUACAUUCAGUUGGAUGCAGAGGCUUGUCACAUCCUCACCGAGAGCCUUAGCACCUACGCCCUGGUGGGGCAGUCCACCACCAAAGCAGCUGCCAAGCGCCUGAAACUGGCCAUCUUUGGGCCACUCUGCUGUUCUUCCCUGGAGUACAGCAUCAGAGUCUACUGCCUGGACGACACACAGGAUGCCCUGAAGGAAGUUCUACAACUGGAGAGGCAAAUGGGAGGACAACUCCUGGAAGAACCCAAGGCCCUUCAUUUUAAAGGCAGCAUCCACAAUCUGCGCCUGUCGAUUCACGACAUCGCCCACUCCCUCUGGAAGAGCAAAUUGCUGGCUAAGUAUCAGGAAAUUCCAUUUUACCAUAUCUGGAGUGGCUCUCAAAGAAACCUCCACUGCACCUUCACUCUGGAGAGACUCAGCCUGAACACAGUGGAGCUGGUUUGCAAACUCUGUGUGAGGCAAGUGGAAGGAGAAGGGCAGAUCUUCCAACUCAACUGUACUGUGUCAGAGGAACCUACUGGCAUCGAUUUGCCCCUGCUGGAUCCUGCAAGCACCAUCACCACUGUCACAGGACCAAGUGCGUUCAGCAUCCCUCUCCCUAUCCGGCAGAAGCUAUGCAGCAGCCUGGAUGCUCCCCAGACAAGAGGCCAUGACUGGAGGAUGCUGGCCCAUAAACUCAACCUGGAUAGGUACUUGAAUUACUUCGCCACCAAAUCGAGCCCCACUGGCGUAAUCCUGGAUCUUUGGGAAGCACAAAACUUCCCAGAUGGAAACUUGAGCAUGCUGGCAGCUGUCCUGGAAGAGAUGGGAAGACAUGAAACAGUAGUGUCCUUAGCAGCAGAAGGGCAGUAUUGACCACACUGGAACUGAAACUGAAGGACAAAAUUACACAGGAAGUCUGUGUCCAGGGGAAACGCAACUGAGGAGGAAAUCCAGAUGAGACCAAGGCGCUCUACAGGCAAGAUGGCUACAGGAAUGGCUGGGGACAGACACAACCACCGAGGUACACGCCCACUUCAUUCAGACAGCACCGCCACGGGAGUUGAGAAAAAUUGUGUAAAUUUGUACCUUGAAUUUAGAAAUCAAUCUAAUUUUCUCUUCGUUGGGCUGUAUGCUGUACGGUACAGGAUCUUACAGUUUCCUAGGAAACGCUUUUUAUUGCUAUCCAGAUGUAUGGAUAAACUUUCUUAACAAACCCAGUUUCUACAAACGUUGUUUACAUCAAAUUGGACAGGGAUGCAGAUGCUAUCCAUGGCUCGUUCUAUUUUUGUUCAGAUCAUUUGGAGUUGAAGCUGUGGACAGUUUAUUGUGUCUAUUCCAGAUUAGUAAUUUCCAGAGAAAUCACAGACUUUUGCUACCAACCAUGUACAUCCAGUGUCUCAGAUGAUCCUCCCAUCAUGUUUUGUCUCGGAAACCUGUCGGACCAGUGUUGGCAUUUCUAUCAGGGAAGAGGAGAUUCUAUAUGUAAAGGAGGAACGACUUAGGUUGCCACCGGGGAACCCUGUUGGGCUCCUUUGGGAACAGGGCUGUAGCAUUGCAGGGAAGAUAGUGACUCAUGUUCCUCCCACAAACAUUUCUGUACCACAUGUGUGUUUGUAAUAUGCAAUUUCAAGUGUUUUUUAAGCAUAUUAUCCUUAUUAUUGAUGAUUAUUAUGAAGACUCUAGUAAAAAAAAUUUUUUUCUUUUGUUUUAGUUAGCAGUACUGUUAGUAUUUGGUAUUGACUAGACCGGCCUCCCUUUUCUUAUGUAAAGAGGUGGGCGUGGUCACCAGUUUAGUUCAAUAGCUUUUACUUCCUUGACCUUUGAUCUGCCAUUCUGUGGUGGACAAGAUUGAAAUGCUCACUCACUGGCUUGCUCAGCUUGCUCAGGCAGUCUUCUGGGUUCUGGCUCUUAUCAUGAGGAGGGUUGUCUGUGUAAUGGUCAUUUAAUCUUGUGGCUGUCUAUCUGAGAAGCAUUGUGGUUGUGGGCAAUAGUUUCUGAACUAGGAAUCAGGAAACCAGUUAUCAUUUGGGAGUUGGUCACUGUCGGGCUUCGUGAACUUGGGGGAAAACACUGAAACUCAGUGGAGCUCAUUUUCCUUAUCUGAAAACUAUGGGAUGAGAUCAGAUUACCCCAAGGUUCCAGGAUACUGAGCUCCCAUUGAAAUGUCAUCAUCCUUUCUCAUCUUUCAGGCAGUACUGACUUGAAAGGGGAUUACUUCAAUACACAUUUAUUUGUUAGGCUGUGGCAUUGUAGCAUUGUUGCAUGAUGUUGCUCACUGAAAGAUGGCAUCCUUUUAUUAUCACUGUCUUGUUCUGUGGUAGGGACCUAUCCUCUAGCCCUACCCUCCAGCCUUCCACCUAGUUGUAAAUUCUACUUUACUCAUUUAUUGAUCCCUGGAUCUCAAGACCAUUUCUACAAAAAGCCAAUGCAGCUGAAAGAAUUGUUACAAUUUUUCUUUCUUCACUAAUCUUUGCUUUAAUAAUAUUGACUUGUAUCUACAGCAUUUAAUUAGCUCUCUUAUCCUACAAAAUGUUAGUUGUGCAAACUAUGAGUUUUCCUUGGGACCAUCAUGGUUUGUUUUGAUAUAGAAACUCCCAUUUAGCAGAUGGGAUAAUUAAAAAGCUUACCACUCCCAAAAAAUAGUUAGAAAGCACCCAUGUCCUUAACCAGAGCCUUCAAAAUAGGACUGUGGUUUUCUUUUGGGCUGGAAGUAUCAAGAUUGCUGAGUGGAUUCCAGUUAGAAAUCAUUUUGGUCAUCUCCCCUUAGAGUUCUGUUACUGACAUUUUCUGACUCUUCCAUCUUAGUCAUUAAGGAACUGUGGAUAUGGGUGUUGGGGCUUAUCUGUCAUGCUGUUUGUCUUCUCUUUCAGAUAUGUAUUCUACAGUCUCUUUCUCUAACCUUCAGAACAUUCAGAAAUAACAAUACUGGUCCCCCUGAUGGCAGAAAAGGAAUUAUGUUCUACCAAAAAUAAUGCAGUGGCUGAUGUCUAUAACAAUGAGUUUGAUCUUUUAAGAGUUUAGAUAUUCUUAAAAAGCAAGAGGAAGAAAGAAUUGUCCAUUGCUGCCUCUUGAAACAAAUGUCAAAGUUGCUCUUCAUUUCUGGUAUUGUGGAAUCAUCAUAGAAAUCAAAGCCUAGAGAUCUGGACUAGAUGUUCUGUGUAACAGUGCUUUGUGCUAAGUAGAAAGGAACAAAUAUGUUACCAUUCUAGUUAAAUUUAUCCUAAAAACUGGUAAGUCACCAACACAGAAACGAUGACUAUAACCAGAGCAACAUUACUGAAGCUUUUGAGAGUCCUCAUGUUCAAGCAUCUAGAGAUACUUGCUUUUUAUUCAGUCUCUCAUAACAGAAAGAGGAAGAAUGACUGAGCUCUUGUGAGGUACUCAUUUGUCAUAAAACUACUGUCUUUCAUGUGAAUGACAGUUUCCAAACUAGAACAUGCCAUACAGCAACUAAUUUUCACUUAAAAAAAAAAAAUCUGCUUUUUCUCCGUGGGAGGAAAGUUAUAGUUGUUAGAUUGCUGCUUUCCAACACACGAGGUUCUCCUGCCACAGUUCACUUCCGACAGAGCUCUGUCAUCUCCUCUGUGGCAAGUCAGACUUUUACACAGCUUCUGAGGAAAGCCUUGCUUGCUGCCGGCGGGUGGACUCACUAAUCAUGUGUGCAUGGCGCCAUCUAGUGGCCUGCCCCAUGGUUACUCACUUUCAUAUACAGCUCACUAAAAGUUGACAAAGUACCUGUAGAGUUUGACUACUCAUUGGUGACAAAUGGACAUGGGGACGUUUCCCCUUUGAGGGUUUUAUUCUCUUGUUAUCACAUCUGUUCAGUUAAGUCAUCCAUUUAAAAAAUGUAUGAGUACAGUAUAUCGCCAGCUUGCUCACACACAUCCUUUGUUGCUUUCUUGUGACAGACAUAAUAUGACAUCUAUAUAAAAGUCUCAGAAAGUUGCCAUUUUUAUUUAUGAAUUCCAUUGGGCUUUGCGUAUUUAAAAUAUUUUAAUUCCAAAUACUAACUUUUAGAAAAAAAAUAAAUUGUAUUCACAAAGAAGAAAGUGUCCUCUGCCUUACACAUACAUACACACACACACACACACACACACACGGCAUCUCCUUGGGUGUUUUGUUAUUUAAUGUUUGAGAUACAUUCUUGCUAGGUAUCCCAGGAAGGCCUCAAAUCCAUGACCAUCUUUCCACAGUGUCUCAAGUGAUGAGCCUUUAAGCAUUAAGGUACCAUUCUACCUUCUUAAACAAACUCUGUAUUUGUAAAGAAGAACCCUGUGUCUAUGGAAAGGGAAGUUGUGAUUGCUGAUCAAGAAGAGCAGUCUUCAGAGGAAGAUGAUCUUCUGAGAUCAGGACUUGAGAGGCAGAGGCUUCGUGUUCUCUUUUUCUUCUCAUGACAUUAAUUCAAAUUGACUUGAUAGUUGAGUACAUGAUGACAAGCAUGUGUCAAGAAACUCUUGGUCAAACAUCUUCAAAAGCAAAUUCACUGCUUUUGCCAUACCAAAAAAAAAAAAAUCUUCACCUGAGCCAAUUAAUCUCUUCAAGGAAAGGAUAAUUUUGGAGUUGAGACGUCCGGGAUCAAAGUGUAUCAUUAGCCACUUUCAUAUAUGCUAUAAUUCUAUAGAUUUUCAUUAUUCCACUAUCAGAGUAGAGACAUUCCUUAGGGAAAAGUCUCAAUGAGUAUAUUUAGGACCCUCUAGAAACUAAGUAUUUUAAAACUAGGUUUUAAAGAUAUUUCUCUUGAAAGUGUUUGAAAAGGACUCAUUCAGAGGGUGGGAUCCAGACAGUUCUCUUCUGGAGAAGAACAGGCGCUUGUCUUACAUCUCUGUGUGUUUCUGUUGAAGACAUGGCAUCUGUGCUCCAAGGUCACUCACACCUCCAUUGCCACAGGACAAAGGGAGCUUACAGAAUCCAUAGACAUCCACACAGCCCAUGCUCUGGGGCUAAUCCAUGUAAAACUCAAGAAGGAUGUUGGAGAGUGUGUGAGAAGUAGGAAAGGUUUACUUGUUCCCAGUCUUCAAGAUGGACAUGGAUCUGAGCUGAGCAUUUGCUGUAGAGAGAUAACCCAUCCAGAUGGAGGCGCUGGUGCAAAUCCAAGGCCAGUGGCAGAGAGGAGGACCACAGAAACAAGGUGUGGGUGGAGUUAGGCUUGAGAUGUCUUUGAGACGCUUUGUAAAUCAAAACAUCACUAUUCACAUCAGUUUUGUAAAGAUGAUAAUGACCAAUGAGCAUCUUAUUUUAUAGAUCCAAAAGGAAAAAUAUUUUUAUUAUUAUCUCAAGAUAAUAAAACUGGUUUUGCCUUCUGAGUGCCUCGUGGGACCAACUAUCUUACUCCUUUAGUAUUGUUUUUGUAUUUUCAAAGCAGACUGAGCUGACGUUGACUGAAAACUUUAUAACUCUCCCUCUGUGCAACAAAAUACUGUUUCUCUGUCCCCCCAAGAAAUCAGAUUAUGUCACCUCUGCUUAUACUGACCACUUUGACAGGUCCCUGAUAAUUUUUUUUUAUGGACUCGGGACUAUGGGGAAUUACACACGUUGUAACCAAUACUAAGUUUAGAUUAAAUAAGCCACAUGAAGUCAUAAACGUUUCUAAGAAGCUGACAUGUAAGCUCAUUUUUCUUCAGAGUGGAGAAGGCCUGCACGUGGGCGGAGUAUCUCUUCAAACGAACAGUGCAGUCAUGGAUCCUUUAGUCCUUUUAGCCAAAUGGUUGCCCUUUUUUUGUUGUUGUUUUUGUUUUCUGAAAACUUACUGUAAUGGUCUUCAGAAAGUCCAGGGGGCUUGGCUGUUUCCCUUUUUAAUCUGUGGUAAGAUCUCAACAGGUUCAUUCAACCAAAGGUUAUUUUCUGCCAGAGGCCUAGUUAGGUGUGGCUGGAGUGGCGCCCUCAGACAAAUCGACACUCUCCGUGGACGUGCUAGCAGGCGAAGCCAAUGAGCGGUAAGAGGCUACCUGCAAGACUUCAGCAUGCUCCACUUUACGAAGCCAUCUGUCCCAAGAAUUUCCGGAACCCUAAACUGGAAAUCCCUGAUAUGUAUCAGGACAGUCAUGGCCCAAACCACUAGUCGUUAAGCAGAAAAAUCAAGGAGUGUCCUGAGAUAUCAGCUGUCUACCGGCUAUGGUAUACCAGCUCUUUACAUACCAUCUGGGAACUUGUGCUAUGGCAGAAUUUCAAAUUGCAGGCAAUAGUGCCGUAAGACCCAUUUUAAGUAAGUCUAAAUCUCGUGUCAUGUUUCUAUGCCAAAGGCCUAAUGCGACAGAGCCUGAUGACACCCAGCAGUGGUGACUGUGAACUGUGGGCUGGUUAUACCCAUCAGCAGCCUAAGGGGUGAUGAGCUUUCAGCCUUUGAUCCUCACUCAGCACUGUGAUGUGACAGCAUCAAAGCAUCAUUAUGAGUUCUAUGCUGUAUGUUAGACCAGUUUUAAGACAGCACACAGACAAGAAUCCACAGCCAGUAGAAAAUGCCUUUGCUGUUCUGUGUCAUCAGUGGCACCUCUACCUGGGCACGUAUGGACUCAGAUACAUUUUUAUCCAGAUCUUGGGGGAAAGAAGCCAGUUGAACACAUGACUUGCAUUCCCUCUUUCUCACGUUUUCCUAAGCCUACUAUGGGUACUGAUGCUCUCAGCCUCCAGACAAUGUAUUUCGCCAAGUUGCAGGGAAUAUCAUUGCUGUGUGUGUGCACUGUACGUGUGUGUUGGAUGUCACAGUGUUGUGUGUAUUGAGCUUAAUGCUGAGCUGGAAGGAACCAGUAAUCUUCCUCUUUGUUGUAAAGAAGAAAAUCAAUAUUCAUCAGAGAACAAUUCCCAGUUUUCUGCAAAAGAGGGGCUGGGUCACCCUCCCCUGUCUUCUUUGGACCAGCUCAACCUCAGACGUAUCAGGUUGAAAUUUGAUGCUUUGUCAGUUUUUCUUUUUUUAGCAAAAUAACGCAACCUUGACUUCUCCCAUAUGGAACACUUCUUUCUUUGUUAUGGAAUUCUGUCUUGCUGUAUCUUCUAUGCAAUUCCUUUUCUAAUGACCCCUGGUGGUAGAAGAGUGCUCUCCAGCAUUCUACCAUACCAUGCUCUCCAGCAUUCUACCUUGCUGUGUGGUGGAGGUGAGGGAUGCCAGCUUUGGGUGUGCCUCUUUUCUCUCCCUGGUUGCCUCACCCAAUUUUCCUGCAGUCCCCUUGGUUUGUAAAUUGCCUGCAUUUAUUCUGUCAGCCAACAUGUACAAAUGUAAGAAAGAAUUUUUAAACAGGUAAUAAAUUAUAUUUAUAAGCAA